AUGGGUAAUCCGGGAUGUGGGAAAACUACAGUUGGGAAGAUACUGGGAGAGAAGCUAAACAGAACUGUUAUAGAUGUUGAUGAUGAUGUUCUAGAACCAACAUGGAGAAUGUCAGUUUCUGAAAAACUAUUUGAUGUCGGAGGUGAGAGAUUUCUGGAAGAAGAAGGCCAGGCAUUGUGCAAUUUCCCGACUCCAACGAAAUCAGUGAUCAGUUUAUCAGGCUCGAACCCUCUGCACCAAAAAGCAAUGCGUCAUACUAAACAGAACGGGGUCAUGAUCUUUCUGGAUGUGCCACAGACGGACAUUUUGGAUCGAUUAGAAAAAAUGAAAGUGGAUCGUAUUGUUGGACAGGAGGCGGGUAUAGGUAUGGCUGAGAUUCUCAACUAUCGUCAAUCAUUUUAUGAAAAGCAGCAUGACAUUCGAGUGACUUGCUGUUCGGGUGAUACUCCUGAGAUCAUAGCUAGCAAACUGUUAUCAGCAUUAAAAAACGUACACAACGAUCCCGGGUAUGUGUCGACUAGAGGCAGCGAUUGUGACCAGCCAUCCACAUUUCUUGAUACAGUACUGCAAGGACUUGCCAAGGACGGUGGACUGUUCGUGAGGUCAACCGAACUUCCGACUAUGCCGCGAUAUGAACAGCAAAGACUUAUAGACAUGAACUACAGCGAUCGGGCUCUGAGAAUUCUUCAUCGAUGGAUAAACCCGCUGGAGAUUCCAGGUGGCCAGCUUAGAGACUUUGUGCUUAAAGCAUACUCAAAAGAAGCUUUCCAAGAUGCUCACGUGGCACCAGUUCGACAUUUGGAGAAAAACCAGUACCUGCUCGAACUGUUUCACGGCCCAACAGCUUCUUUCAAGGAUUAUGCUCUUCAACUGAUGCCUCAGUUAUUCUCUAAAGCAGUUCGAAACAACGACAAACAUUCUAAAUACCUGAUAUUGGUAGCAACUUCCGGUGACACAGGUGGCGCUGUUCUUGAUGGUUUCAGAAGACAUUCGGGUACAGUAUUUAAUGAUACAGGGGUCAUUGUGUUGUAUCCAUUGUCUGGCAUCAGUGAGUUACAGAAACAUCAAAUGACAACAAUGGAUGGUCGCAACAUCAGCGUUGUUGGUGUGAACAGCAACUUUGAUUUCUGCCAGUCGACUAUUAAACAAAUUUUUAAUGAUAUAGAAUUUAACAAAACGAUGAAAGAACAAUUCAACACAAAACUCAGUGCGGCCAACUCAUUAAACUGGGGAAGGCUGAUACCACAGAUUGUUUACCAUGCAUCCGGGUAUUUAGAUCUAGUCAAACAACGAGUUAUUGCCCUUGGUGAUGAAAUUGAUAUCUGUGUCCCGACUGGUAAUUUUGGUAAUAUUUUAGCCGCCUAUUACGUUAAGAUGAUGGGGUUUCCUAUUAGAAAACUUAUCUGUGCGUCCAACUCGAAUGAUGUGUUAACAGAAUUUUUUAUCACUGGGUGUUAUAAUCUGAGAUCUCGACAUCUGCUGAAGACCAGUUCUCCUGCUAUAGAUAUACUGAAAUCAUCCAACUUAGAGAGACUGCUAUAUCACACCAGUGGUAAUAAUGGAGAGCUCAUCAAGAACUUAUACCAAGAUCUUCAAGACCACAAUCAUUUCAGUGUUUCAGAAGAGCAUUUAAGAAAGUUACAAAGUAUGUUUGUGGUAGGAUCGUGUUCAGAAGAGGAGUGUAAAUCUACCAUCGUACAAACCUUGAAAAAUACAGGUUAUUUACUGGAUCCGCAUACCGCAGUGGCGAAAACAGUAGCAGAUCGUUACACUUCCGACGUACCCACUCUUAUUACUGCUACAGCACAUUACGGCAAAUUUGGUGAUUCCAUGUUACCAUGGGUAGAUCGUCAUUGUGUUUCAGACUACACAUCAGAGGUGGUGUUGAAUCGUUUGAAUGAUAUGUCAAGCCACCCACCCUUGCAUCUAGGCUUAAAGGACAUGUGCCAGAAACCAAUCACCCAUACAGUUCAGUGUCAACCGGAUAUACAGGAUAUCACAAAGUAUGUUGUUGACAUUGCACGUAAAAUGUGA
This is a messenger RNA of Lottia gigantea (owl limpet), 2034 nucleotides long. RefSeq lists its product as hypothetical. The record is from RefSeq and is a predicted model, not a curated record. Lineage: Eukaryota; Metazoa; Mollusca; Gastropoda; Lottiidae. Gene Ontology annotation, cellular component: cytoplasm. The transcript has 10 exons. The coding region runs from base 1 to 2034 and encodes 677 amino acids.